CAUUUUCGUUUUCAGAAUCUGAAAAACAGCAACAUGAACUUCUGUGUGGGUGCUUCCUGACAGAAGAUUGGUGCUAAAAGAAAGAAUCUACAGUCUUCAGCUAGCAGGAUUUUGACAAUUCUCCAGUUGCCUUGGGAGCUGGGGAGGUUGCUGUCUCUGAGCAGAUAUUUGCCAUUUCCUGCCUGGAUGCAAAGCAGUACUUGAAUCACAUCUGCUACUUUCAUACUUGAGGAACCAUAUUCUUUGCUGUCUAAUCAGACAUUAAAUAAGACAAGCUAUUAUGUCUAAGAAGCAAAACCAAAAAGAUUUGUCAGGAUUUAUUUUUGAUGUACAGUCAAACACCGUGAUGGCCCAAGGAGGUACCUUUGAAAAUAUGAAAGAGAAGAUUAGUGCUGUGAGAGCGAUAGUCCCUAACCGUAGCAACAAUGAGAUUAUCCUAGUGCUGCAACACUUUGAUAAUUGUGUAGAUCGAACCGUACAGGCUUUCAUGGAAGGUAGUGCUACUGCAGUGUUGAAAGAAUGGACGGUAACUGGCAAGAAAAAGAACAAAAAGAAGAAGACCAAAUCAAAACCCCCCGCAGAAUCAAGUGCCAACCUUCCCGACUCCAGCAAGCCAGCCACCACUGAAGAAGAACAGUCUGCAGUUUCAUCAGAGAAGGGUGGGAUUAACGGUUACCAUGUCAAUGGUUCGGCCAAUGACACAGAGUCUGUGGACUCACUCAGUGAAGGCUUGGAGACACUUUCCAUUGAUGCGAGAGAGUUAGAAGAGAGCGAGCCUGCUACACCUGACACUCCUGAUGGGGCAGCAUUGUUACAGUUUGAAAAUGGAAUAACCAACUUGAGUCCAAAAUCUGCAAGCACGCGGUCUUCCCAGAAUACCCAGUCCCUCAGAGUGCAACCUGAAUUGAGAAAUGCUGGCAAGCCACUCUCCAGAUCUGCUUCCAGCACCCAGUCUCCAGCUCCCUCAUCCCUAGCAAUGCUGGAUGAGGUCCCUGUGCCCCCUGGAAACAAAAAACUAGGUUCCAAUAUUGAAAAAUCGGUAAAAGACCUCCAGCGAUGCACCGUGUCACUGUCUCGAUAUCGGGUUGUGGUUAAAGAAGAGAUGGAUGCUUCCAUUAAGAAAAUGAAACAGGUCUUUGCAGAGCUGCAGAGUUGUCUCAUGGAUCGAGAAGUAGCCCUACUUGGUGAAAUGGACAAAGUAAAGGCAGAAGCAAUGGAAAUCCUAAGCAGCCGCCAAAAGAAGGCAGAGGCACUGAAGAAACUAACUGACGUAGCAGUCCGAAUGUCAGAAGAGCAAUUGGUAGAACUUAGAGCUGAUAUAAAGCAUUUUGUUAGCGAGCGCAAAUAUGAUGAAGAUCUGGGAAGGGUGGCUCGCUUCACUUGUGACCUGGAUGCACUAAAGAAAAGCAUUGAAUCCUUUGGACAAGUUUCACAUCCAAAGAACAGUUAUUCAACCAGAUCACGAUGCAGCUCCAUGACCUCCAUGGCAGUGAGCAGUCCGGAUGAGUCCACUACCACAGUGUGUGCCUCUACCUCUUCUCCUAGCCUCAUAAUGGCCAAUAAGAAACAAUCAUCCCCUGUAGAAACCUCCACGAAUGCAACAAGCCGUCCAUCUCAACCCCACCGUGAGGGUUUCCAAGGAAAUAGAAGGUCCGGUCAAGGUUACCGGUCCCAAGGACAACGCCAAAAUGGCUCAUCACAUCUCAAUUCAAAUCGCUAUAGAAAUGGGUCUUGGUACCAGUCCAACUAUAAGUCCCGACCACCCUCUGGAAAUGCAAACAGCUUCAACCAGACUUGCCCUACCGGAAUCAAUGGAACUGGACCUGGGCCUGACCCAGGCCCACCAGCCCCGCCCCUACAGACACAUUUGAUCCCACUCAGCCCAGAAGUCAAGGCUCUGCCACAAAGGAAACCUAGAUCAAGCCAAUACGAGGCAUCCAAUUCCUGAGGACCGCAAACUCUGCCACUUUCCAAAAUUGGAGAACAAGAUUCUGGGACACACUUAGCUAGAGAUAUUAAUGAGAAAGGAAAUUUACACUUUGCUAUCCCUGUGCCGCCUCUUUUUCCCAAUCAUUCCAUUCUGGGAAAGCAGCUUCUUAGCAUUUUUCUUGUCCUUGCUUCCUGCAGUGUAUAAUGGGUCAGAUUUUAAUGGGAAGACAUAUACUUGCUGUUCAGGAGUGGCCUUGGCACACCUUACUGAUGCCCCUCCUUACGUCCAAUGGUUCCUCUUAACAUUAGGGCCAGUUUAAAAUAUUGUCGGGUCUAUAUCCUAAAAGUGGGAUGGGUGGUGGGUGGGAAUGUCUUCUAAUAAUUCUAAACCAAAAUUUUCUGAUCCCUAUUCCUCCCAGAAUACCACUAGCCAGGCCUUAUUUUUAACAGCAAAAAGCUAUUCAUGCUGACAAUAAAACAGGGUGCUGUGAAUUGUGGGUUCAAGAUGAGAAAUUUGAAAGGGAAAAGCUGUAAGAGAUUGCUAUGUUCUUUUUUUGCAACUUAUCCUAAAGUCUACACUUGGGAAUACUGGGGAAUAUCUCUUCCAGCAGUGGUUGAGCAAUUUCCAUUCUUCCUGAGAGAAUUAACAUUCUUUCUAUAUGUCAUGUAUAAAUUUAGAUAUUCCCUAGUUUUAAUGUUUGGUGUGGGAUGGGAGGUUUCAUUUUUUUCACUUCCCGGCCAAAAUCCCGUUAUCUGAUUCUAAACUAAAUUUCUAGCAAUUUAUUAGUAAUGCUAAGCCUAAAUGAUCGCAAGUAAAAGCAAAAAAUGCUACAGUCUCUAUCCUUGUAUAAAUAAAAGCAACAUACAUGUUUAAAAGAUGGUAGCCUUUACUUUGUGCCCUUAUUUCUUCUCUUUAAAAAGAGUUCAUAUUAAAUGGAUUUCCUAGAGAUAUGGUUUAGAUUAAUUUAGGAUUAGUUUAAUUUCAAAGAACAAAAAAAUGUCUGGACUAUUUUGAGUAUGUUAGUUUGGGUAUCUAGUUUGCUGCUACAGCUGAUAAAUGAAGUAAGAAAAAAUGAUAAGACCUUUAGUGAUCAUAAUAAUAAUAGGUAAUUUAGAAUGUUCAAUUUGACUUCAGGCUUGGACUCGCAGAGUAAAUGAAAAAGGAGGAAGAAAAAUCGGCCUUUGGAAAAAUAAUGGAUCUCAAGAUAUUUUGUGUAGGAUGAUAAGAAUAUUUAAGAAACUUCAAAGAAUCUGAUCGUUUCACAGUCAUGCUGUAUGUUACCAUCCAUAUUGCAGAUAACUGAAAGUGGUGAUUUGCUUGAGACCAAUCAAUCAGUUUAUUGCAGAAGUGAAGUUUGGAUCAGAUUCUUAGCACACUAUUUAUAUUAAAUAAGGGUGGAGUACCAAAAUACUAGAUCAUAGAGAAUGAUUAGAAUGUUUACUGUGAUUGGUCCUAGAUGAUAGGCAGUAAUAAAUGGUUAACCUUAAAAGCAAAUAUUAGGAGUAUUCAGGUUAGUGCAGUUUCUCAAGCCUGCUAAUAAGUUAUGGAACUGAAUAGUCAAAGCAUCUAAGCGAUCAUCCAGAAGACUCGAUGUCUGGCAAAGAAAAACUUACAUGACCAAAGCCUGGGCAGUAGGAAAAUAAGUGAGAGAGUCCUACUCCUCUUUCUAUUUUGCAGCCAUAUGCAGCUCGAGGUUGUUCAGGUAUAAAUUAGGAACCCCUGCGUACAGAACUACAGUUAUAGAGUUGAGCUUUAAAUUAGGAAGCUUUUCAACCAGCCUUAAAAAUGACAAAAUUGGUUUGAAAAGGAAAAUUGGAGAAGUACAAUAAGAUUUCAGAAACAAUUGCAGUAAUGGGCUGUAUGUGUUACUACCUCAGGUGAUAACUACCAAGAACAAGAAAGCCCUUACUGCCCCAUUUAACAUUUUAAAGUAUUUCCCCUCUCCCAAUGCUAUGUGUAUGCCUGAAUGGAUUGUAAUGUCUUUGCUGGCUGUUGCAUCAAGCCCUUAAAGGUCUUUUCCUCUUGAAAUUUCAGCUAGCAAAAAGGCCAUCAUGUGGCUAAGACGAGGCAUAUGAGGAUAAAUUGUAAAUUCACUAUGGGAGUCAGUAUGGUUUUCGUGUGGCCGAAAGCUUUUCUCAAGCCUUUUAUACAUCCUAAACAUGAUAAUAACCAAUCUACCUGAUACGUUUGUUUAGGUUUGCUGGAAUAAUAUAUAUGGACUAAUUUGGAUAACUGAAGUACCUUAUUGAUAUGUAAUAUUAUUCACAAUGAUGCAAUUUAUCUUCUCAAUAUAUCAAUAAAGGCAUUUUCUUCA
Messenger RNA from Thamnophis sirtalis, 4244 nucleotides. The record is from RefSeq and is a predicted model, not a curated record. NCBI's taxonomy places the organism in Eukaryota, Metazoa, Chordata, Lepidosauria, Squamata, Natricidae.